Bipolaris zeicola 26-R-13 is the source of this 258-nucleotide messenger RNA. RefSeq lists its product as uncharacterized. The record is from RefSeq and is a predicted model, not a curated record. NCBI's taxonomy places the organism in Eukaryota, Fungi, Ascomycota, Dothideomycetes, Pleosporales, Pleosporaceae. Gene Ontology annotation, cellular component: cytoplasm. The transcript has 2 exons. Bases 1 to 258 code for a protein of 85 amino acids.
AUGUCUGCCAACCCCGGAAACGUCAUUGGAGGCCACAAGGCCAACAUCAACAACCCCAACACCUCGGAGGAAGCCAAGCAGCACUCCAAGGAAGUCCUCCAGGAUCUCGAGAACGGCGGUGAAAUCACCUCUAAGUCCACCAGCGACCAGGACAAGAACCCCAACAAUGUCGCUGGCGGCCUCAAGGCUACUCUGAAGAACCCUAACGUUUCCGACGAAGCUAAGCAGAGCGCUGAGGAGAGGCUCGGACAGUUGUAA